Nicotiana tabacum (common tobacco) is the source of this 963-nucleotide messenger RNA. NCBI's taxonomy places the organism in Eukaryota, Viridiplantae, Streptophyta, Magnoliopsida, Solanales, Solanaceae. The record is from RefSeq and is a predicted model, not a curated record.
AUGACAACAGGUCAACCUUCGUCGUUUUUGGCCUUCUCCGAGGAUACCAUCAGGGAUGCUCAGAAAGUGAAGACGUCCGAGCUCGACGGAGUCCCGAGUGAAAACGAACCCUUCCAUGGUUAUUUUGCCGAGGUCGAUGAGGUCGACCCAGCAGAUGCAAGCUCAAUCUUUGAGGAGGCUCAACGUCUUUGCUUAAUUACUGAAUUGCGCCAUUGUGAAGUUGAAUUGCAUAGGGCUUCAAAUGAAAAGAAAACCCUUAGGCUUCUCCUUGACAAAAAGGAGGAAGAACUGAAGCAUCUUCGAUCGGAGUUGACCAAAGCUCGUGAAUACGAGAGUGAAUUAGAAAAGCAGGUAACCUCUAUUAUGAAAAAAUAUGGUCUACCUCUCCCAUCUUCGGAGGCUAAUACUUCAAUGUCUCAGCCGCAGCAAAAGCUAGAUAUGAUUGGGCAGCUCCGGGGCGAAGUCGACCAAGUCCGAGCCGAGUGCAAUGAAUGGAAAGUGAAGAUGGACGCCCUCAUUGUGGCUAAAAAUGAUGCACUAGCAAAGUUAUUAGCCCUCGAGGUUCAACUUCGGAAUGCUCAAGGGAGCAACUUGGUUCAAGUUGGCAGAAUAGCCAAGCUCGAGGCUAGUCUUGUGAAGGCCAAGGCCGAAGUUGUGGAAGCCAGGGCCGAGGCCAGCGUAAUACAAGGCAAGGCCGAUAGGACGGUGGCCAUCUAUUUGAAGGAUGCUACCGAUGCUCAGAUGGAGUUGAGGGAGGCUUCUGAUCAAGAGAAAAGAAGCAAUGAUUAUGAGAUAAAGCAAGCUAAGCUAGAGGAGGCUGAUGCCAAAUUUGUCCUUUCCUCCGACGGUGAUGAUGACGUCGAAGAUGAUGAAGAGGAGGGGGCUGCUGAAGAAGUUACCCCCGGGGAAGAGGCUGGCCCAAGGGAAGCGACAGGUCCGGGGGAGAUUGCCCCUCUGGAGUAG